This is a messenger RNA of Sus scrofa (pig), 1029 nucleotides long. Lineage: Eukaryota; Metazoa; Chordata; Mammalia; Artiodactyla; Suidae. The record is from RefSeq and is a predicted model, not a curated record.
AUGAACAGCCUCUCACCUUCUGCAGCUGUGCAGCUCUGCUACGAGAACGUGAACGGAUCCUGCGUGAAAGCCCCCUACUCGCCUGGCUCCCGGCUGGUUCUGUACACAGUGUUUGGCUGUGGGGCUCUGCUGGCCAUGCUGGGCAACCUCCUGGUGAUGAUUGCCAUCCUUCACUUCAAGCAGCUGCACUCGCCCACCAACUUCCUCAUCGCCUCUCUGGCCUGCGCUGACUUUCUGGUGGGAGUGACUGUGAUGCCCUUCAGCAUGGUCAGGUCCGUGGAGAGCUGCUGGUACUUUGGGCGAAGCUUCUGUACUUUCCACACGUGCUGUGAUGUGGCCUUUUGUUACUCGUCUCUCUUCCACCUGUGCUUCAUCUCCAUCGACAGGUACAUUGCUGUCACCGACCCUCUGGUCUAUCCCACCAAGUUCACGGUGUCUGUGUCAGGGCUAUGCAUCAGCAUCUCCUGGGCUGCCCUUGUGUACAGUGGUGCUGUGUUCUUCACAGGUGUUCAUGCAGAUGGGAUAGAGGAAUUAGGUGCCCUUAGCUGCGUAGGUGGUUGUCAGCCUGUUGUAAAUCAAUUUUGGACUUUGAUUGACUUUCUAUUGUUUUUCAUACCUAGCUUUGUUAUUAUAUUCCUGUACAGUAAUAUUUUUCUUGUGGCUAGAAAACAGGCUAAAAAGAUUGAACACCUUAGUAGCAAAGCCAAAGGAUUUUCAAGGUCAAACAAAACCAGAGUGGCCAAACGAGAGAGAAAAGCAGCUAGAACCUUGGGUGUCACAGUGGUAGCAUUUUUGAUUUCAUGGUUACCGUACAUGAUUGAUUCAUUCUUUCAUUCUUUUGGGGGAUUCAUAACACCUUCAUAUGUUUAUGAGAUAUUUUGCUGGUUUGGUUAUUAUAACUCUGCUCUAAAUCCUUUGAUUUAUGCUGUAUUUUACCAUUGGUUUAGGAGAGCAAUAAAACUUAUUAUAACUGGCCAAGUAUUAAAAGAUAGUCCAUCAACUAUAAAUUUAUUUUCUAAAGAGACCUAA